AUGGAAAUGAACCAUUUGAUAGGGUCAGUCAUCUGCACCUGCUGGUCGAAGCCUGGCGACAUUCGUUAUGUCGGCACUCUCCACGAAAUCAACCCCGAGGCCUCCACAAUAGCUCUUGAGAAUGUCAUGUCUUUUGGCACAGAGGGACGGCGAGGGAAUCCUACAGAGGAGAUCGCCCCGUCUACCAGUGUCUACGAAUACAUUGUCUUCCGGGGCAGCGAUGUGAAAGACAUUAGCAUCGCCCAAGAAGAGAAAAAGGAGACCGCACAACCUGAACCACCCCGGGUACCUGAUGACCCUGCCAUCCUAGGAAGCAUGUCGCGACCUGGUCCUGGGCCAGGACCCGAGCCUGGCUCUGCGCCCCAGGGCCUCCCUCAGACUCAAGCACCUCCCCAGCCGCCUCAGGGCGCUCGCCAGACCCCUCCUGGCUAUCCCCAACAGCCCCCAUUCCAGCAAGGCUUCUACCCGCCGUAUGGACAACGCUUCGGGCCUCCUCCCCCGUUUCCACCGGGCCCCGGGUUCCCAAACAUGCCCUAUGGUGCUCCGCCAGGAUGGUACCCUCCCCCUGGCCAAGGGUUCCCGCAGGGCCCUGGUCAGUUUCCGCCUCAGAUGCCUCUUGGUCUGCCAGGACAGCACCCUCAGCAGCGCCCGGGGCCUCCCGGAGUCGUGCCUGCCCCUAAGCCAACCUCAGAGCUUCCCGUAGGAGAUAAAAUCCCCAGCAAGCCCGCCAGCCGAAAUGCUACCCCUGGUGCGCAGAAUGCUCCGGUCCCGCCGGUUGAGUCAAAGCCAUCUGUAGCGGAGGUGGUUCAUGGCUCAGCAGGUCCUGCGGCUGCGGCCUCUCAGAAGAGUGGUCGGGUUAUGCCGGCUAUUCCGAUCGCCGCGCCGAAGCCCGCAGCUCCCAUCCCCACUGCGCCCGCAGCUGGUGGACAGGGAAACGCCCAAAACAUUACGGAUGCCACUGCCGCAGCCACGGCGGCUGUCGCUGCGGCCAUGGCUAAAUUGCCACAGCCCGGUGUGCAGAAGAAGCCUGGACAGGCCGAUGGCCCUGUUGACUCCCUAACCCGGAAGAUGAAUGAGAUGCGGCCUUAUGAUGGCGCGCGUGUUCCUCGUGGCGGACACCAGCACCCCCGCGGCGGGCGAGGCGCUGCUCGUGCUCCGCACAAGAAGUUUGAAGUCCCCGAGUCGGACUACGACUUCGAGACGGCCAACGCCAAGUUCAACAAGCAUGAUUUGGUGAAGGAAGCCAUCGCCACUGGGUCUCCUGCUGCCGAAGCUGAGAUCCACGCCGCCAACGGUGAGCCGGAAAUCACCGAACCCGCUGCCAAUGGCACUGCGUCCACGCACGGGUUGUACAACCGUACCACGUCCUUCUUCGAUAACAUCUCGAGCGAAGCUCGCGACCGGGAAGAGAACGCGGCCACUCGGGUUGGCGGUCGCGAGUGGCGCGGCGAAGAGGAGAAGCGUAACAUUGAGACUUUCGGCCAAGGCAGUAUCGACGGCUACCGCGGCAACUACCGCGGCCGGGGCCGUGGACGUGGCUAUGGUCGGGGACGUGGCUACAAUCGGGGCUACGGUGGCCGUGGCCGAGGUGGUCGCGGGGGCCGGGCUCCGUCGCAGUCCACCGGCGUGCCCUCGCAGGGCUAA
Molecule: messenger RNA, 1644 nt
Organism: Penicillium alfredii
Lineage: Eukaryota; Fungi; Ascomycota; Eurotiomycetes; Eurotiales; Aspergillaceae
Exons: 4
Coding region: 1-1644 (547 amino acids)
Biological process (GO): cytoplasmic stress granule assembly; P-body assembly
Cellular component (GO): P-body
Molecular function (GO): mRNA binding
Source: RefSeq, a predicted model, not a curated record